UGCAUAUAUAUUAAUGAGAAAUGUCUUAUGCACAUUCAUUUAGUGAUUAAUUGUCAAUUGAUCGUGAUUAUUUUCUGUUCGUGCAAUUAAGCCAAUUUUUCUAAUCCAUUAAUCGUAAUUCAAAAAUUUAAUUUACUAAUUUAAUACCUGGUUUAAAUAUAACGUAAAUGGAAGUAUAUUUCCCUCAGCAUGUGCUUGAAAAUAUUUUCAAAUAUAUUAAAGAUCCAAGGGAACUUUUGAGACUUAGCCGAGUUCACGUGACUUGGAAAAAUUAUAUUGAUAAUUUAUAUAUUUGGAAAGAAUUGUGUUCUAGUGGUGACAUAAAACCAUGGAAAUAUCAGUUGAUAAAAAUGAAGUUUCCAUUUUUGGAAAAUGAACAUUACAAAAAUUUGACAGCUAAACAAUUUAAAGACAUUGUUGUUUUGUACUUGCAAUGGUGUUCUUUAUUGGAAAGUGGUACUGAAAAAAUUCAAGGAUACUUCGAUUCGGCUCAACCUGGUUUUGAUGUCAAUACAUUUAAAUAUAACUGUGACUCAUUAGAAAAUUAUUUGGCUGUCGGAUUUUAUUUUUCUGGCUUGAUACAUUUAUUCAACUUGAAAACCGGUAAAGGUGAGAUGGAUCCGAUAGCAUUUAAAGACCAUGUUGAUGAUUUAAAUACUCAUGAAGUAUUUCCUUCCGGCCGGAUCAAAAUUAAAAUUUGGCGUACUGACGAUGGAAAAAUAAUUCUUGUAAUAUAUAUGAACUAUCAAAUUUUACUUUGGAACGUUGAAGAAAAAAGAAAAUAUAAAACUCCUGAAAUCUUUCUCACUGAUGUACGGAAAUCUUUGUACCUAAGCCGAGGAUUUAAUAACGACGUUUUUAUUAUAAAUGAACAUGAUCAUAAAAAAUUGUCAAUUUUUCAACUAGAAUUGAGUGAUGAUAAUGAAGUAAUAGCCAAUGAAAUUUUGAAUAUUGAUGUUGAAAACUACUUUUUUUACAAUUAUAAAGGAUUAUGUGUUAAAAAACGCAAAAUAAUGUUAAUUUAUCUAUUGCAUCCACGUCUAACAGAGAGACUCGCUAUUACAAAGUUAGCAGUAUCAAUUGUUAAAUUUCCUCAAUUAUUGUCUGAACCAAUAAAUAUAAGUGUCAGUGAUAAUAAUUAUACGACAACAGUAUUUCACGAGACUGGUUCUCCGAUGCAAACAUUUUUUAUUCCAACUUUUAAACUCCUGAUGGCUUACCACAAGAGAGAUAAAAAAUUUAGCGUUAUAGUUUUGAAAACUUCGCGUCAUGGACGGGAACCAGCUGUCGCAAAGCAGGCAAAUUAUCAACUACCAGAUAAUAUAAGUGAUGAAAUAGUAUUCUACUUUAAUUUUUUCGCAAAUUUCUUGUUAAUAAUUACUAAGCGAGGGAAUAUUUUUAUAUAUCAACUUCAGAAUAUAUUAAAUUUAUUUAAAAUUCAAUUCGAAAGUCUUCCAAUGCUCAAAAUAUUUCUCAAUGAAGCACCAAUAAGAGAACUAAAAAUGGCUCAAAUUGAUGGAAAGCCCAAUCUGAUUGUGCUAACUAAAAAUUCUCUCCUAUAUUUUCUGCGCAUGAAUUAAUUUUCUAAAAACUGCUUUUAUCAAUAAUACCCAGUAUAAAAAAAUAUAUAUGUAACCCACAGAAAUAAAUAAAAAUAAAUUUUUUUCUCUAU
Messenger RNA from Microplitis demolitor, 1672 nucleotides. RefSeq lists its product as uncharacterized. The record is from RefSeq and is a predicted model, not a curated record. Lineage: Eukaryota; Metazoa; Arthropoda; Insecta; Hymenoptera; Braconidae. The coding region runs from base 168 to 1580 and encodes 470 amino acids. The transcript has 7 exons. Gene Ontology annotation, molecular function: protein binding.